ACGAGGAGCAACCCGUCCCGUACCCGGCGCUGGCGGCCACGGUCUUUUUCUGCCUCGGGCAGACCACGCGGCCGCGCAGCUGGUGCCUCUGGCUGGUGUGCAGCCCGUGGUUCGAGCACAUAAGCAUGCUGGUCAUCAUGCUUAACUGCGUGACCCUGGGCAUGUUCCGGCCCUGUGAGGACGUCGAGUGCCACUCGGAGCGCUGCAACAUCUUGGAGGCCUUCGACGACUUCAUCUUCGCCUUCUUCGCGGUGGAGAUGGUCAUCAAGAUGGUGGCCCUAGGCCUGUUUGGGCAGAAGUGCUACCUGGGUGACACGUGGAACAGGCUGGACUUCUUCAUCGUCAUGGCGGGCAUGAUGGAGUACUCCCUAGAUGGACACAACGUGAGCCUCUCUGCCAUCCGGACCGUGCGUGUGCUGCGGCCCCUCCGCGCCAUCAACCGCGUGCCCAGCAUGCGGAUCCUGGUCACCUUGCUGCUGGACACGCUGCCCAUGCUUGGGAAUGUCCUUCUGCUCUGCUUCUUCGUCUUCUUCAUCUUCGGCAUCGUUGGCGUCCAGCUCUGGGCUGGCCUGCUGCGGAACCGCUGCUUCCUGGACAGCACCUUCGUCAGGAACAACAACUUGACCUUCCUACGGCCAUACUACCAGACGGAGGAGGGUGAGGAGAACCCGUUCAUCUGCUCUUCGCGCCGCGACAAUGGCAUGCAGAAGUGUUCACACAUCCCUAGCCGCCGCGAGCUGCGUGUGCCCUGCACCCUGGGCUGGGAGGCCUACGGGCAGCCACAGGCCGAGGGUGCUGGCGGCACUGCCCGCAACGCCUGCAUCAACUGGAACCAGUACUACAACGUGUGCCGCUCGGGUGACUCCAACCCUCACAAUGGCGCCAUCAACUUCGACAACAUCGGCUAUGCUUGGAUCGCCAUCUUUCAGGUGAUCACGCUGGAAGGCUGGGUGGACAUUAUGUACUAUGUUAUGGAUGCCCACUCGUUCUACAACUUCAUCUAUUUCAUCCUGCUCAUCAUCGUGGGCUCCUUCUUCAUGAUCAACCUGUGCCUGGUGGUGAUCGCCACACAGUUCUCUGAGACGAAGCAGCGGGAGAGCCAGCUGAUGCGAGAGCAGCGGGCGUGUCACAGAUCCAACGACAGCACGUUGGCCAGCUUUUCGGAGCCGGGCAGCUGCUACGAGGAGCUGCUGAAGUAUGUGGGCCACGUCUUUCGCAAGGUCAAGCGGCGCAGCCUGCGCCUCUAUGCCCGCUGGCAGAACCGCUGGCGUAAGAGGGUGGACCCCAGCACCCUGCACAGCCAGGGCCCUGGACGGCGGCAGCGCCGGGCGGGCAGGCGUGCAGCCUCGGUCCACCACCUGAUCUACCACCACCACCACCACCACCAUCACCACUACCACUUCAGCCACGGCAGCCCGCGCAGGCCUGAGCCGGGCCCAGGCGAUACCAGGCUGGUGAGGGCUGGUGUACCCCCCUCACCACCCUCCCCAGGCCGCAGGCCACCCGACACAGAGUCUGUACACAGUAUCUACCAUGCCGACUGCCACGUGGAGGGGCCUCAGGAGAGGGCCCGGGUGGCACACACCGCAGCCACUGCUGCCGCCAGCCUGAAGUUGGCCACAGGUCUGGGAGCCAUGAACUACCCCACUAUCCUGCCCUCAGGGGCAGGCAGCGGCAAAGGUGGCACCAGUCUGGGACCCAAGGUGGAGCGGGCCAGCGGGCCACAGGGUGCUGGGGGGCACAGCCCUCUGAGCUUGGGUAGCCCUGAUCCCUAUGAGAAGAUCCAGCACGUGGUCGGGGAGCAUGGACUAGGCCGGGCCUCCAGCCACCUGUCGGGCCUGAGCGUGCCCUGCCCCCUGCCCAGCCCUCCGGCGGGCACACUAACUUGUGAACUGAAGAGCUGCCCAUACUGCACCCGUGCCUUGGAGGACCCUGAGGGUGAGCUCAGUGGCUCAGACAGCGGAGACUCAGACAGCCACGGGGUGUAUGAGUUCACGCAGGAUGUGCGGCACGGUGACCGCCGAGACCCCAUGCAGCCAUCCCCUAUGGCAGAAGCAUCAGGCCCGGGCAGUCCACAGCAGCGAGCACGACGGCCAUUGGCCUCAGGUGAACUGGGCAGGCGGGGCCGUCUCUGGGCCACCUUCAGCGGCAGGCUGCGCCGCAUUGUGGACAGCAAGUAUUUCAACCGUGGCAUCAUGAUGGCCAUUCUUGUCAACACACUGAGCAUGGGCGUGGAACACCAUGAGCAGCCAGAGGAGCUGACCAAUGCCCUGGAGAUCAGUAACAUCGUGUUCACCAGCAUGUUUGCCCUGGAGAUGCUAUUGAAGCUGCUAGCCUGCAGCCCACUGGGCUACAUCCAGAACCCCUACAACAUCUUUGAUGGCAUCAUCGUAGUUAUCAGUGUCUGGGAGAUUGUAGGGCAAGCGGAUGGUGGCCUGUCAGUGCUGCGCACCUUCCGGCUGCUGCGUGUGCUGAAGCUGGUGCGCUUCCUGCCAGCACUGCGGCGCCAGCUAGUGGUGCUGGUGAAGACCAUGGACAACGUGGCCACCUUCUGCAUGCUGCUUAUGCUCUUCAUCUUCAUUUUCAGCAUCCUGGGCAUGCACCUCUUUGGCUGCAAGUUCAGCCUGAAGACAGACACCGGAGACACUGUCCCUGACAGGAAGAACUUUGACUCCCUGCUAUGGGCCAUUGUGACUGUGUUCCAGAUCCUGACCCAGGAGGACUGGAAUGUGGUCCUCUACAAUGGCAUGGCCUCCACCUCCUCCUGGGCCGCCCUCUACUUUGUGGCUCUGAUGACUUUUGGCAACUAUGUGCUCUUCAACUUGCUGGUGGCCAUCCUGGUGGAGGGCUUCCAGGCAGAGGGGGAUGCCAACAGAUCCGACACAGAUGAGGACAAGACAUCCAGCCCCUUUGAGGAGGAUUUCGACAAGUUCAGAGACCUCCAGGCCACGGAGCUGAAGAUGUGCUCACUGGCUGUGACCCCUAAUGGGCACUUGGAGGGCCGAGGCAGCCUGCCCCCUCCCCUCAUCAUGCGCACAGCAGCCACGCCCAUGCCCACCCCCAAGAACUCCCCAAACCUGGAUGUGGCUCACAGCUUUCUGGACUCACGACGCGGCAGCAGCAGCUCCGGGGACCCUCAGCUGGGGGACCAGAAGGCUCUGGCCAGUCUCCGCAGCUCUCCCUGUGCCACCUGGGGCUCCAGUGGUGCCUGGAGCAGCCGGCGCUCAAGCUGGAGCAGCCUGGGCCGUGCACCCAGCCUCAAGCGCCGCAGCCAGUGCGGGGAGCGUGAGUCGCUGCUGUCCGGUGAGGGCAAGGGCAGCACAGAUGAUGAGGCUGAGGAUGGCAGAGCCACACCCAGGCCCCGGGCCACCCCACUGCGGCGUGCUGAGUCCCUGGACCCACGGCCCCCACGGCCAGCCACCCUCCUGCCUGCCAAGUGCCAUGACUGCAAUGGACAAACUGUGGCCCUGCCCAGUGAGUUCUUCCUGCGCAUUGACAGCCACAAAGAUGACCCGGCCGAGUUAGACGAUGAUGUGGAGGAUAGCUGCUGCUUCCGUCUACACAAGGUGCUGGAGCCCUACCGGCCCCAGUGGUGCCGGAACCGCGAGUCCUGGGCCCUCUACCUCUUCUCCCCGCAGAACCGGUUCCGAGUCUCCUGCCAGAAGAUUAUCGCACACAAGAUGUUUGAUCACGUGGUCCUCGUCUUCAUCUUCCUCAACUGCAUCACCAUUGCCCUGGAGCGACCUGACAUUGACCCCGGUAGCACCGAGCGGGCCUUCCUCAGUGUCUCCAACUACAUCUUCACAGCCAUCUUCGUGACCGAGAUGAUGGUGAAGGUGGCGGCCCUGGGGCUGCUGUCGGGCGAGCAUGCCUACCUGCAGAGCAGCUGGAACCUGCUGGACGGGCUGCUAGUGCUGGUGUCCCUGGUCGACAUCGUUGUGGCCAUGGCCUCGGCGGGCGGCGCCAAGAUCCUGGGCAUCCUGCGUGUGCUGCGCCUGCUGAGGACCCUGCGGCCUUUGAGGGUCAUCAGCCGGGCUCCAGGCCUCAAGCUGGUGGUGGAGACACUGAUAUCCUCGCUCAGGCCCAUCGGGAACAUUGUCCUCAUCUGCUGUGCCUUCUUCAUCAUCUUCGGCAUCCUGGGGGUGCAGCUCUUCAAGGGGAAGUUCUACUACUGUGAGGGUGCCGACACCAGGAACAUCUCCACCAAGGCCGAGUGCCGGGCCGCCCACUACCGCUGGGUGCGGCGCAAGUACAACUUCGACAACCUGGGCCAGGCCCUGAUGUCGCUGUUCGUGCUGUCGUCCAAGGACGGCUGGGUGAACAUCAUGUACGACGGGCUGGACGCUGUGGGCAUCGACCAGCAGCCGGUGCAGAACCACAACCCCUGGAUGCUGCUGUACUUCAUCUCCUUCCUGCUCAUCGUCAGCUUCUUCGUGCUCAACAUGUUCGUGGGUGUUGUGGUCGAGAACUUCCAUAAGUGCCGGCAGCACCAGGAGGCUGAGGAGGCACGGCGGCGCGAGGAGAAGCGGCUGAGGCGCCUGGAGAGGAGGCGCAGGAGCACUGCCCCCAACCCAGAGGCCCAGCGCCGACCCUACUACGCCGACUACUCGCCCACCCGCCGCUCCAUCCAUUCCCUGUGCACGAGCCACUACCUGGACCUCUUCAUCACCUUCAUCAUCUGUGUCAAUGUCAUCACCAUGUCAAUGGAGCACUACAACCAGCCCAAGUCGCUGGACGAGGCCCUCAAGUACUGCAACUACGUGUUCACCGUCGUCUUUGUCUUUGAGGCGGCGCUGAAGCUGGUUGCAUUUGGUUUCCGGCGGUUCUUCAAGGACAGGUGGAACCAGCUGGACCUGGCCAUUGUGCUGCUGUCACUCAUGGGCAUCACGCUGGAGGAGAUCGAGAUGAACGCCGCACUGCCCAUCAACCCAACCAUCAUCCGCAUCAUGCGUGUGCUCCGCAUUGCCCGCGUGCUGAAGCUGCUCAAGAUGGCCACAGGCAUGCGGGCCCUGCUGGACACCGUGGUUCAAGCCCUGCCCCAGGUAGGGAACCUUGGCCUUCUUUUCAUGCUCCUGUUUUUUAUCUAUGCUGCCCUGGGAGUGGAGCUGUUUGGGAGACUUGAAUGCAGUGAGGACAACCCGUGUGAGGGCCUGAGCAGGCAUGCCACCUUUACCAACUUCGGCAUGGCCUUUCUCACACUGUUUCGUGUGUCUACUGGGGACAACUGGAAUGGAAUCAUGAAGGACACUCUGCGUGAGUGUGCCCGCGAAGACAAGCACUGCCUCAGCUACCUGCCGGCACUGUCGCCUGUCUACUUCGUGACCUUCGUGCUGGUAGCACAGUUUGUGCUCGUCAACGUGGUGGUGGCCGUGCUCAUGAAGCACCUGGAAGAGAGCAACAAGGAGGCCCGUGAGGAUGCAGACAUGGACGCCGAGCUCGAGCUGGAGAUGGCGCCGGGGUCCCCGGUCAGGGGCCCCAGAGGCGGCCACCAGGCUGACACAGAUGGGCCCCCCUCCCCCCAGGAGAGCCCGGAUGCCCCAAACCUCCUGGUGGCGCGCAAGGUGUCGGUGUCCAGGAUGUUCUCGCUGCCCAACGACAGCUACAUGUUCCGGCCCGUGGUGCCUGCCUCGGCCCCCCGCCCUGUUCCUCUGCAGGAGGUGGAGAUGGAGACCUAUGGGCAUGGCAGCCCCUCAAGCUCCGUGGUCUCUGCUCACUCUCCGCCUGUGGAGUCCUGCGCCUCCCUCCAGGCCCCGUCAGCCGCGUCCUCCCCUGCCAGGGGCAGCGACACCCUCCAUGUCCUCUCCCCUCGGGGCAUGCCACGCUCCCCCAGCUUCAGCCGACUGCUCUGCAGACAGGAGGCCAUGCGCACUGAUUCUCUGGAAGGGCAGGUGGAUGGCCCUGGGGAUGGCGCCCCAGAGUCUGGGGAGCCUGUGGAGAAGUCCCCGGCAAGGCUGGCGUUCCUGAGGGGCUCUCUGCGGUCCCUAUCAUGCUCCCCACGGCCCGCCGGCGUCCGCACCCGGAGGCACACUUUCGGGCAGCGCUGCAUCUCCAGCCAGCUGGCAGCCCCCGGCGGAGAUGACACCGAGGUCUCAGACCCAGCCGACGAGGAGGUCAGCCACAUCACCAGCUCGGCGCCCCCCUGGCAGCCCCCAGCCGAGUCCCGCGGCCCCGAGGGCUCCCCCACGGCCCAUGGUGGCGAGCGGGACCUUCACAGUUUCUACAGUGUGGAUGCCCAGGGCUUCCUAGACAAGCCAGGCCUGGCAGAGGUGCCGCGGUGGCCCUCAGCAGAGCUGGGCGGCGGGGAGUCUGGGGAGGUGAAGGCCUGGGGCCCAGAGGCCGAGCCGGCCCUGGGCGCUCGCAGAAAGAAGAAGAUGAGCCCUCCCUGCAUCUCUGUGGACCCCCCUGCAGAGGAUGAGGGUGCCACGCGGCCCCCCGCCACAGAGAACGGCAGCACCACCCUGCGACGCAGAACCCCAUCCUGUGAGGCCCCCCACAGGGACUUCCUGGAGCCCACGGAAGGCCUGGGUGUGGGAGGCGACCCCAUGGCCAAGGGGGAGCACUGGGCCCAGGCUUCCUGCCGGGCAGAGCACCUGACCAUCCCCAGCUUUGCUUUUGAGCCACUUGAUCUCGGGGGCCCUGCUGGGGAUCCCUUCUUGGACAGUGGCCAUAACCUGACCCCAGAGCCCAGAGCUUCCUCCUUGGGGGCAUCAGCGCCUCUGGAAUCCCAAGAACCAGAGCCUCCCGUGCCCUCUGGUGACCCCGAAGAUAAGAGGCAGGGGGUGUACCUCACAGUCCCCCAGAGCCCCCUGAAGAGACCAGGGUCCUCUCCAGCUGCCCCUGCCCCUGCGGACAACACAGAUGAGCCUGUGUAG
Molecule: messenger RNA, 6872 nt
Organism: Carlito syrichta (Philippine tarsier)
Lineage: Eukaryota; Metazoa; Chordata; Mammalia; Primates; Tarsiidae
Gene: CACNA1H
Product: calcium voltage-gated channel subunit alpha1 H
Exons: 34
Biological process (GO): sodium ion transmembrane transport; neuronal action potential; membrane depolarization during action potential
Cellular component (GO): voltage-gated sodium channel complex; plasma membrane; neuron projection
Molecular function (GO): voltage-gated sodium channel activity; low voltage-gated calcium channel activity
Source: RefSeq, a predicted model, not a curated record